GAAAACUCACAAAAGUAGAGAGGCAGAGAUUUAAAGAGGAAGCAGAAAUGUUGAAAGGUCUACAGCAUCCAAACAUUGUGAGAUUUUAUGACUUCUGGGAAUCCUGUGUAAAAGGCAAAAGAUGCAUCGUGCUGGUUACUGAAUUGAUGACCUCUGGAACACUAAAGACGUAUUUGAAAAGAUUUAAAGUGAUGAAACCAAAAGUUCUGCGUAGUUGGUGCCGGCAAAUCCUGAAAGGUCUUCUUUUCUUGCACACAAGAACUCCACCAAUAAUUCACAGAGACUUAAAAUGCGACAACAUUUUUAUUACUGGACCAACUGGAUCUGUGAAAAUAGGAGACUUGGGUCUGGCAACCCUCAAGAGAGCUUCGUUUGCCAAAAGUGUGAUAGGUACACCAGAAUUCAUGGCCCCGGAAAUGUAUGAGGAACACUACGAUGAAUCUGUGGAUGUCUAUGCUUUUGGAAUGUGCAUGUUGGAAAUGGCUACCUCAGAAUACCCUUACUCAGAAUGCCAGAAUGCUGCUCAAAUUUACCGGAAAGUAACCUGUGGUAUAAAGCCAGCAAGCUUUGAGAAAGUUACUGAUCCUGAAAUUAAGGAGAUAAUUGGGGAGUGCAUUUGCAAAAAUAAAGAAGAAAGAUACGAAAUUAAAGAUUUAUUAAGCCAUGCCUUUUUUGCUGAAGAUACUGGGGUAAGAGUGGAACUUGCAGAAGAAGACCAUGGUAGGAAAUCCUCUAUUGCCUUAAGACUCUGGGUAGAAGAUCCUAAGAAACUGAAAGGAAAACCCAAAGAUAAUGGAGCCAUUGAGUUUACUUUUGAUCUGGAGAAGGAAACUCCUGAUGAUGUUGCACAAGAAAUGAUCGACUCUGGAUUUUUUCAUGAAAAUGAUCUCAAGAUAGUUGCGAAGUCAAUACGUGACAGAGUAGCAUUAAUACUAUGGAGAAGAGAGAGAAUUUGGCCUAGGAUACAGUCAGAGGAACGUCGGGACUCUGAAUGUCUGGAGAAGCUGAAGGCGCCGCAUGCGCAGCAGGUGCAGGUCACCUACCUUUCUCACACUGGCCACCAUGUCCUGUCCGAGUCGGAGGAGCCCGAGGCGGACCAGCAUCCCUUCCAGCAAAACCUGCCCACCAGCGUCACCUCUGUUGCAUCCGACAGCACAUUUGACAGUGGUCAAGGGUCCACGGUUUAUUCAGACUCUCAAAGCAGCCAGCAAAGUGUCAUCUACUCGUCUCUGCCUGAUCCAGUACCUCCUGCUAUCCAACGGGUCUACAGCCCACCUCUGAGUGAGAGCCAGGCUGUGCCCCACAGCCUUCAGCAGCUGGGGCACUACCAGCAGCCCUCAGGACCUGGCCUCCCCACCGUUCAGGCUGCGCCCACAGUGGUGUCCCAGCGGCCUCAGCACUACCAGGAGCCAGUGAUGCCGUUCCCUGUGGUCCAGCCCACCACCAUGGCCUCCGUGCAGCUGGGGCAGCCGCAGCCGGUGCUGGCCGGCCCACAGCAGCAACCCAUAUCACAGCAAGCUUCUCUGCAGCAGGUGCUUGCCAGCCAGCCAGUUUGCCCAAUGCAGCCUGCAACCCAUCUGUUACCCCAGUAUCAACCCCAGACCUCUCAGGUGGCAGCUAGCCCUACACCACUAAAACCCCUUCAGAUUUCAACUGUGCCACAGCUUCCGCCAGUGGCCCCUUCCCAGAUUCCUCAGUUUCCUGUCAUUCCUGCAAUUACUCCUCUGGCAGGACUUGACAGCCUUCCUCCAAACCUCUCUGACAUGCCUGCUGCAAAUGUGCCCCCCAUACCUGCUCCCUCUCAGUAUUUUGCUCCCGCUGUGAUUUUACCCAGCCUCCCCAUGAACCCCACUCUGCCUAUGGCACCAAACUCCCCUGCCCUCCCCAUGCAGGCAGUCAAUCUUCCUCAUACCACCGUGGCUUCUUUGGUCUUGCCCUGCCAAACGAUAGUGCCAAAUAUGUCAGCUGCUACGAUACCGUUGCUAGCCGUGGCUCCGCCAGGAGUGCCGGCACUGCCACCGCACCACGGGGUGCCCCAGCUCCCCCAGCAGCAGAUGUACCAGCCCACCUUCCAGCAGAUCAUUCAGAGCGAAGCGCCCUCUCCCCAUCACACGCAGAGCACGCAAGCAGUGUCCCAGCCGCAGCAGCCUCCACCUCCUCAGUCCCUUCAGCCAAGCAUAAUUCAUCCUUCCGAGCAGACUCUGGCCGCGCCUGGGGCUGGUCACCAGCAGAUUACUGGACACACUCAGUACACUGUGGAAGCUGGAGCCCAGGUGCCCGUGCUGCCUGUGCAACCUUCGAUAGUCAUGUCACCACCUUUGCAGUUGCAGCCUGAACUGUUGCCUCCCCGCGUCGCUCCAGAAGGCAUUUCACAGAUUCAUGGCAGCCUUGCUACAGCUAGUCCGUCCAUCCCCAUAGAUCAUUGUCUGCCUCUUCAGCCUUCUGGCCUGCUUCAGCUUCAACCCGAUCUUGCCCCGCCGCUGGGUCAGCAGGUCCCAGCUCCCUGCUCAGCUGUCCAGGCAGAGACAUCUCAAGAGGAGCAGGCAAUACAGGACAAACUUCAAACUCUGUCACAGAGCUGUGAAAGCUACAUGAGUCCAGAUGUUGCUUCGGGUAAAGAGAUGAGUGACAGCUUUGAAGGAGCAAUAGGAAGUGGAAAACAAGAAGGAAAGUCAUCAAAGAAACAUAAGAAAUCCACACGUGCUCGUUCACGCCAGGAGAAGUCCAGCAGACCAAAGCUGACCAUACUAAAUGUUUGUAACACGGGGGAUAAGAUGGUGGAGUGCCAGCUUGAGACACACAAUCACAAAAUGGUGACUUUUAAGUUUGAUUUGGAUGGUGAUGCACCAGAGGAAAUUGCUACUUACAUGGUAGAGAAUGAAUUCAUAUUGCAGAGUGAAAAAGAGACAUUUAUUGAACAAAUGAAAGAUAUUAUUGAUAAAGCAGAAGAUAUGCUCAGUGAAGAUACAGAAGGAGAACGAAGUUCUGAUCAGGGAAUGAGUCCCCAACAAGAUGCUGAUAGACUGGAAAUGAAUGAGGAGAAGCGUCAGUCUCAAAUGAAGACACCCGUGUAUCAACAAAAUGUUUUGCAUACUGGAAAAAGGUGGUUUAUCAUAUGUCCUGUUGUGGAAAACCCUACUACUGAUGCACCAGAAUUUUCUCCACCAGUACCUCAAAGCACACAGCAGUCUGAAGGGCCAGACCUGGAGCAAUCAGAUGAUCAGCAAGUGAGCGCUGUGGUGACGGAUCUGCCUCGUGUCUUAGCUGGCCAGCAGCUUCCCCUCCAAGCAGGUGUAUGUGACAGCCCCAUCGGAGCCUCUUCAUCUCUGUCACAAGUUCCUUCUGCAGCAUCUUCCUCCGGCUUGCUGAGCCAGGCAGAGUUUCCAGCUCCGGCGCUACCGGGAUCCGCUCCAAAUAUCCUGGAGCAGGCAGCUGCUAGCGGCGCUCAGCAGGAGUAUGCUCCUCUGAAGGCAGCGGUGCCCGCCCAGCCAGGCACUCCUGCCCCCCAUGCUGCCUUGCUGGAGGAGCCUCCGGACACUCCCCCCGCACCUCAGCCCCUGCCACCACCAGCCGACGAGGGUACGUGUGUCCCCGAGGUGGAGAUCGCCUGUUGCAGCGUCGGGCCGCACAAGUUGGUCCCGGCAGCCCCCGCAAAGGCAGCGGAGCUCUGCCCGCUCCCCGUGCUCCCGGAUUCCAUGGUUUUGGAAAGGCAGCCUGCGGUGCAGGUGCCCCACCUGCCCGAGGCCGGGCAGCCCGCUGUGGUGCAGCACUCCUUCAUGAACCAAGUGUUCCCUGCGUCCGCCACGUCAGACCCUCUCAGCCUGGCAGGCUCUCAGCUCCAGAGCCCCACUCAGGUGCCAGUGGCCACGUCCCAGCAGCACGCCAUGCUGUCCCAGGCGCAGCCCGUGGCCUGUGCCGGCGUGGGGAUCAACCUGCUGCAGCAGCAGCAGCCCAGCACCGCCGAGUCCGACGGAGAGGGACCUCCCCGGGUGGACUUCGUCGACAACACAAUAAAAAGCCUUGAUGAGAAAUUGCGCAAUUUACUUUACCAGGAAUAUGUUCCUACUUCUUCUACAUCAGCAGGGACUCCAGACACCUCUGUCCCAUUAGAACAGGGUGACAGUGAAUUUAACUUGCCCCCUUUUCCUGAAGAUCAAGUUCCCACAUUGGAUUUGAGAGAACCAGUCCACAACGUUGCAGAUACCAGCCAGGAGGUGAAAACUGCUGCCGAGGCCCAGUCGGUGCCAUCUGAGGUCUCACCCUGCCCAGCACUGUUUGAAAAGUCAGAGGUCAGUGGCAUCAGUACUCAUUCCUCAGAAGCAAGAGGUGGGUCAGCAAGCAGAAAAGGUUCAGCUGCAAGCAUCACUUCUGCUCCUGCUGCUAUAACAAAAGGCCCUGUUCAGGUUGCACCUACAUCAUCAAGCAUAACUAAACAGAUGGAAACUUCUAAAAGGAGCGAGAAGGCAAAGACCGUGACUUCGUCUGCACACACAGAUAACGUAACGCAGAUAUCUACAACAGAUGGGGUGAUAAAUAACCUUCAAAGGGAUGACUCUCUAGACUCUGGUUCCUAUGGAAAACAGGCUGAAACUCAUGAUAGUGGUACACCAGCCAAAACUAUUGGCAGGUUUUCAGUAAUCAGCACGCAAGAUGAAUUAACUUUAACAGCACCGCACUGCUUAAGGUUCUCAGCACCCCCAGACGUCUAUUUGGAUGAGCUACCUUCCAGCCCUGAUCUGAAGACAGCUGUCCGACGGGUGCAGACAGCCUCUUCUGUUGAUGUCCUCUGUGACCAGGGUUCGAGUGAUUCUGCUGAUGAGACUUUCCGUCGUCAGUCGGCUGCUGCUGCCCAACUGUCCCCCCCGAGCAGUAGUGCAGCCACUGACUUAAUUAAAAAAGCAGCUGCUUUUCUGCAAAGAUCUGGCAAAUCUAGCUCGCCAGGCCUUGAUUCUCCCAAUGGUCAAGGAACAAAAAUUCCUACCAUCAACAUAACAUCUUUCCACUCGCAGUCGUCAUACAUGAGCAGCGACAAUGACUCAGAAUUUGAAGAUGCAGAUAUGAAGAAAGAAUUGCAGAACCUGAGAGAAAAGCAUAUGAAAGAAAUUGCUGAACUUCAGACUCAGCAGAAGAAUGAAAUAGAGGCACUGUAUAUUCGGUUAGGGAAACCCCUUCCUCCCAACCUGGGGUUCCUUCACUCAGCCCCACCAAGCGGCCGUCGCCGAAGAACCAGCAAAAAUAAAUUGAAAGGCGGAAAAUUAUUAAACCCUCUGGUCCAGCAGCUCAGGAGUGGAACAUCAAGCACAAGUAAUCUUUCAGACUCUAAAGACUCACCCCACAGAGAAGCAACUAAAACUCAGCCUGGAUCUCCUGAAGCAGCAACAGUAACUUCCCCUGCAUCAGCUACCUUUGGGAAGGCUGUUCAGACACAACAGCCAUGCUCUGUCAAAGCCUCUUUGUCUUCUGACAUCUGCUCCGGCUUAGGCCCCGAAGGAGGUGACGUGAACGCAAGCUCUGGCCAAGGCUGGACGGUUUUCCACCAAACGUCUGAGAGAGUGACCUAUAAAUCUAGUAGCAAACCUCGUACCAGAUUCCUCAGUGGACCUGUGUCUUUGUCCAUCUGGUCCACCUUGAAACGACUAUGUCUAGGCAAAGAUCACAGUAGUAGAUCCUCGACAAACAGUCUUGUAACGUGUCCUGAGCCCCUCCCACAAUCGACCCUGCAGGUUCAGGCCAACAACAGUAACAACAAGAAAGGGACUUUUACAGACGAUCUUCACAAGCUGGUUGACCAGUGGACAAGCAAAACUGUUGGAGCUGCACAGACAAAACCUUCCUUAAACCAACUGAAGCAGAACCAAAAAAGGCAAGAUAUGGAGCCAAAGGCUAAUCCCAUGCAAACACAGAAUGAGACAUGUGGAAUUCUGAAAAUGAGAUCGUCAGCAACUGACACGUGGCCCCCUCAGCUACGGUGCCAAGCACGAGGCCCUGCCAUGGCUAAGGAGGAGGAAGAGGAAGAUGGGAAGUGAUUUAUCAUGUGUGAGAAAUUCUGUGCUGUUCUGGUCCACUCAACACAAUUUUGUAACUUCUUUCUAAUCAUUUUUUUAUUUAUAGUCGGAAAUACAAAAAUGUUAUGCAAAAAAAUAAAGGAGAAUUAUUUUGGGGGAAAAGGAUUUUGUUCAAAAUUGUUCCCUUCUGUUGUGAGCCAGGUUCCCGUGAGCAGUGGCUGGAGAAGAGGGAGGAGCAGGAGGCACUCCUUCAAAUACUUUUUGUUUCACACAGUUAAUUGUAAUUUAAAUAAUUUUCCAAAAGAUAAGAUAGGCACUCAUAUUCAGAUUCUAGUACAAAGAAGAUAAGUUCCAAUUCCAUUUAAGUUUCUCACAGUUCUUUUGUAAAGAUAAUGCUCUCUUAAAUCCGCUUAAAUCAAGUAAAGACACCUACGGAGACUUUACCAGAGAGCAAGUUUGUACUUGUCACUUCCCUUUUUACCUCUUUCUUUUUCUUACAGACCAGCCACAUUUUCUUGCCAGAGUUAAAUACAGUUCUCGAGUCACUUCUAAUUUUAAAUGUAAGACUAAAAUCCUUCUACAGAUGAGUCGGUAAUUGGAGCAAUUUUUAAAAGACUUUAAAGUGCCUUCAACAAGCUAAAAUUAUGUAGUGGGAGAUUUCUUUUUCUUGAUUCACUGACGAUGGGUUUCAGCUGUCUCCUGGGUUGAGGUGAUGUACAAAGUAGUUUGUAGCAAUAAUCUCAUGAGUAAUCAUUUAUUAUAAAGGACUACUCAACUCUUUUUUCAGAAAGAUGGGUUUUAGCACUGUUCCUAAGGAGUGGGAAAGUGUGCUGCUCUUGCUGUUUUGCUUGGGCCCCAAACUCUUCCAACCCUCUGCUGCUGUGCUAUGCACCCAAGGACCUCAGUUGCUUCCCUCUUAAACAGUUCCAGACCAUGAUGUUUUGACCUUUUCAGUCUUGUUUUGAUACCAGAGAAACAGGAAUUUCUAUUUGCUCGUAAGUCAUUCAGUUACAUACUCCCAGCUGGAGCCUGGCUUAUUGUUUUGUUGUUAUCUGCCAUGUCUGUCUCUUCCAAAUCUUG
Athene cunicularia (burrowing owl) is the source of this 7085-nucleotide messenger RNA. It is a transcript of the gene WNK2, whose product is annotated as WNK lysine deficient protein kinase 2. The coding region runs from base 48 to 6026 and encodes 1992 amino acids. Lineage: Eukaryota; Metazoa; Chordata; Aves; Strigiformes; Strigidae. Gene Ontology annotation, biological process: monoatomic ion homeostasis; positive regulation of sodium ion transmembrane transporter activity; intracellular signal transduction. Gene Ontology annotation, cellular component: cytosol; cytoplasm. The transcript is spliced from 27 exons. The record is from RefSeq and is a predicted model, not a curated record. Gene Ontology annotation, molecular function: chloride channel inhibitor activity; potassium channel inhibitor activity; protein serine/threonine kinase activity.